Molecule: messenger RNA, 543 nt
Organism: Trichomonas vaginalis G3
Lineage: Eukaryota; Parabasalia; Trichomonadida; Trichomonadidae
Product: RNA polymerase II transcription regulator recruiting protein
Exons: 1
Coding region: 1-543 (180 amino acids)
Biological process (GO): regulation of DNA-templated transcription
Cellular component (GO): nucleus
Molecular function (GO): RNA polymerase II cis-regulatory region sequence-specific DNA binding; DNA-binding transcription factor activity, RNA polymerase II-specific
Source: RefSeq, a predicted model, not a curated record
AUGGAACAAUCACCAAUGCAGAAGAGAACUCAUGAGAAAUCUUGCCACAUUAAGUUCACACCUGAAGAAGAUGAUAAGCUUCGUGAGAUUGUCGAGCAAAUCGGCACAUCUUCUUGGCCUAAUGUUGCCAAAUAUCUUAAGGGCCGAACUUCCAGACAGUGCAGAGACAGAUGGAAUCACUAUCUAUCCCCACAGGCCAAUCUCACUGAGUGGUCUGCUGACGAUGAAGAGUUAUUACUCUCAUUGUACAGACAAUACGGCACAAAAUGGGCGUUCAUUUCAUCGCAUUUUCCAGGAAGAACUGCUGCUUGCGUUAGAACCCACUGCUGUCGCUUGCAGAGGAUUAUAGAAAGAAAUUCCACCAAGGCAUCACAGACAAUGCAACCUGUUCAACAAAGCCAAAUCACUAUGGUUAAUAUAGUUCCCGAUUAUAGUCCAAUAUAUCAACCUCCAUAUAUUCCACAGCCAGUUCAGCAAUAUAUUCCUCAACCAAAUCCUUAUGCUUUUAACCGCUUGCCAUCAAUUUAUCAACUUAUCCUGUAA